Colossoma macropomum (tambaqui) is the source of this 1955-nucleotide messenger RNA. RefSeq names its product neuropilin (NRP) and tolloid (TLL)-like 1, like (gene neto1l). The transcript has 11 exons. The coding region runs from base 72 to 1667 and encodes 531 amino acids. NCBI's taxonomy places the organism in Eukaryota, Metazoa, Chordata, Actinopteri, Characiformes, Serrasalmidae. The record is from RefSeq and is a predicted model, not a curated record. Gene Ontology annotation, molecular function: protein binding.
CGUUUCUUCUUGAAGUAUUCCCUUCUAAAUGGAAUUAGUUGAGGUCGAAGCACGUUGUGAAAGGAACAGACAUGGUACAUGGGCGCAGUUUCCUUCACGCUGUUGCAAGUCUCCUCAUACUUGGGUUGUCUGGGGCAACGAAGAAGGAAGCAGUGAAAAACAACUCAGGGGUGCAGCCAGCAGGGCAGUGCGGAACGUGGGUGAAAAAUCCAGAGGGAGGGCUCUUCACAUCUCCAAAUUACCCCAACAAAUACCCCCCAGAGAGAGAGUGCAUUUACAUCAUUGAAGCUCCCCCGAGACAGUGCAUUGAUCUCUUCUUUGAUGAAAAGUACUCAAUAGAACCGUCAUGGGAAUGUAAAUUCGACCACAUCGAAGUGCGGGACGGUCCUUUUGGCUUUUCUCCGAUAAUUGGACGUUACUGUGGUCAGCAGAGCCCCCAGUACAUCAGGUCCAGCGGCCGCUACCUCUGGAUAAAAUUCGUCGCAGACGGUGAACUGGAAGCCAUGGGCUUUUCAGCGAACUACAACUUCACAGCAGAUCCUGACUUUAAAGACAUGGGCGUCCCCAAGCCUCUUCCUUUUUGUGAGUUUGAAAUGGGUGGGUCUGAAGGCAUCAUCGAAUCACAGCAAAUCUCCAAAGAUGGUAAAGCAUCUCAGACGGAGGCAGUGGACUGCAAAUGGUUCAUCAGAGCACCCCCUCGCUCUAAGAUCUACCUGCGUUUCCUGGAUUACGAGAUGCAGAACUCUAAUGAGUGUAAGCGUAAUUUCGUGGCGGUGUAUGAUGGCAGCAGUUCUGUGGAGGAUCUGAAGGUGAAGUUUUGCAGCACGGUGGCGAGUGACGUGAUGCUGCUGACCGCGCUGGGAGUGGUGCGCAUGUGGGCGGAUGAGGGAAGCCGCCGCAGCCGCUUCAAAAUACUCUUCACCACCUUCCAAGAACCCCCCUGCGAGGCAGAUACAUUCUUUUGCCACAGCAACAUGUGCAUCAACAACUCACUGGUGUGCAAUGGAGUCCAAAACUGUGUGUACCCUUGGGAUGAAAACCACUGUAAAGAGAAAAGGAAAGCUAACCUGCUGGACAACCUGAACAACACGAACGGCACCAUCAUCGGAGUGACUUGCUGCGUAGUGCUGAUCCUGCUGGUUGUAUCUGUGGUGGUUCAGAUAAAGCAGCCACGGAAGAAGUACAUCCUGCGGCGGGACGAUUUCGACCCCACCGUGUUUCAGGAGGUCUUCCAGGAGCCCCCACAUUACGAGCUGUGCACGCUGCGGAGCGCCGCCGCCGCCUCCGCUGACCUGGCCGAGCUGGCCGAGGACCUGGAGAGUUUCCACCGGCUGCGGAGGUCAUCGUCCCGCUGCAUCCACGACCACCACUGUGGCUCCAACCAGCCGGGCAGUGCCAAGGGUAGCAACCUCAGCCCCACGGCCAUCAUGACUGAAAUCCAGCCUCAGCCCGCGAGGCCGCUGCUGCCCCCGAACACAGCCAACCGCCGCAGCAUCCUGGUGAUGAAGCACAGCUACUCUCAGGACGCCUGCGAGCUGGACGACGAGCUGGACGAGGUCCCGACCACCAGCCACAGGCUGUCCAGACACGAAAAGGCAGUGCAGCGGUUCUGCCUCAUUGGGUCUCUAAGCAAACAUGAAUCAGAGUACAACACAACUAGGGUGUGAGACAAUCAGGCAGAUGCACCAUUGCCCUGCAUCUUUCCAAGUUUGACCGCUUAAGGGGCUAACUUAUAGCACCCUCCUACUGACAGGACUGUUGCAUUCAGCGAAUAUAAACGGCAUUGUGGUCGAACUUGCUUUUUCUCUGAUUGCCUUGGGCCUCUUGGCUUUUGGUGAAUGCCACUAACUCGUGUUCCUACGUUGAAUUUAAGCCCCUGAACAGUAUUUUAGCACCUAGACAGUAGGCGUAUGUCUACAACUCCUGACAACAAACUGAAAUCCAGGGGUGUAUUG